Molecule: messenger RNA, 1180 nt
Organism: Drosophila erecta
Lineage: Eukaryota; Metazoa; Arthropoda; Insecta; Diptera; Drosophilidae
Gene: endos
Product: alpha-endosulfine
Exons: 3
Coding region: 405-761 (118 amino acids)
Cellular component (GO): cytoplasm
Molecular function (GO): protein phosphatase inhibitor activity
Source: RefSeq, a predicted model, not a curated record
UCUGAAAUAACGCCUCCUGCUAUCGAAGACAGUCUUGCGUCUGUAAAGUGAUAAAAUAAUUGUACAAUUGAAACACCUUGGGAAUUUCAGUCACUGUCCCUGCACCAUACAUAUAAUUCGUGUAACAGCCUGAUUUAGUAGAGCAGCAGAGCAUUUGCCGCAAUCGUUAGCGAAUAGUAAGCCCCGCUAAUUCGGCACGCUAAUUGGCAAAACCGAUUCGAUUCCAGGGAAGGAGACGCACUGACAGACGGGUGAAGAACAAAAGGAGAAGGAAAACAACAGUUAAUCGUCAAAUUUUACAGGCAAAAGGUGAGCAACUACGCCUUGCACACAGACAACCGCAUCAACGAGCACACAAACACACGCACACACUGGCCUUAUCGCCUGCGUAGUGGCAGUCCACAAUGAGCUCCGCGGAGGAAAACAGCAACAGCCCGGCCACCACGCCCCAGGACGAGGCCGCCGAACAGGUCAACCUCACGGAUCUGGAGAAGAUCGAGGAGGAGAAACUCAAGUCCAAGUAUCCCAGCGGAAUGCGCGUGCCGGGCGGUCAUUCGGCCUUCCUUCAGAAGAGGUUGCAGAAGGGGCAAAAGUUCUUCGACUCGGGCGAUUACCAGAUGGCCAAACAGAAGGGUGGCGGCGUCAAGCAGGUCUUUGCCAACAAGGUGACCACCGGGGAGGCCAUUCCCACGCCCGAAACCGUGCCGGCGCGCAAGACUUCGAUCAUCCAACCCUGUAACAAGUUCCCGGCGACGAGCUAAUUUACUCACCACUCACCUCUACUGUAUCCACAACCUCCUCAACUGCAGCAAGUUCCCCAAUCCCCGUUCCCCACUUCAAAUGCUCUAUACCUAAUUUUAAAGAAAAACCUAAUGCUAAGAUGGCUGCUGCCGGAUUGUGCAGGCAUUUCGCGAAAGUUUAAACUUGAAUUUUAACUCCCUGUUUCGUGUUUCCCCCAUUCAAUUAAAUCGCCAUCCGCACUGGCCAAUCUCAAGAUCCCCUCAUCAGUCCAUCUCUCAGGCCGGGGAAGCGAAGAUGGCGAGCCGAACAGCGCGAAAUUUAUUGCAACAGUUAAAUAUAUCUCUAUCUUUGUAACAUUAAACUAACUUACCCUGGUCGUACGUAGUUGUAAGUAUUACGAGCAUAAUAAAUUUAAGUUGGAGCCAGCCACACACACAUA